Messenger RNA from Puma concolor (puma), 894 nucleotides. RefSeq names its product translational activator of cytochrome c oxidase I (gene TACO1). Lineage: Eukaryota; Metazoa; Chordata; Mammalia; Carnivora; Felidae. The record is from RefSeq and is a predicted model, not a curated record. Gene Ontology annotation, cellular component: mitochondrion.
AUGGCGUCUUGGGCCGCUGUCAGCCUAGGCAGAGUUCCUGCCCGGUGCUUGUGGGCGCAAGGCCCCGGUGUCCGGGUGGCUCUUCCGUCCACCCUCGCGGCCUCCCAGCCUGAGCCCACGGGCUGCAACCCCGCUCCGGGCAGGACGCUGCACCUCAGCGCGGCGGUCCCCGCAGGGCACAACAAGUGGUCCAAAGUCCGGCAUAUCAAGGGUCCCAAGGACGCCGAAAGGAGUCGCAUCUUCUCCAAGCUCUGUUUGAGCAUCCGCCUGGCGGUUAAAGAAGGAGGCCCCAACCCUGAACUCAACAGCAGUCUGGCCAACAUCUUAGAGGUGUGUCGCAGCAAGCACAUGCCCAAGUCAACGAUUGAGGCAUCACUGAAAAUGGGGAAAACCAAGGAUGUUUAUUUGCUGUAUGAGGGCCGAGGCCCUGGUGGCUCUUCCCUGCUCAUUGAGGCAUUAUCCAACAGUGGCUCCAAGUGCCAUUCAGACAUCAGACAUAUCCUGAACAAGAACGGGGGAAUGAUGGCUGAUGGAGCUCGCCACUCCUUUGACAAAAAGGGGGUGAUCGUGGUUGGAGUGGAGGACCGAGAGAAGAAAGCCGUGAACCUAGAGCGUGCCCUGGAGAUGGCAAUUGAAGCAGGAGCUGAAGAUGUCAAGGAAACUGAAGACGAAGAGGAAAAGAACAUUUUUAAAUUUAUUUGUGAUGCCUCUUCACUGCAUCAAGUGAGGAAGAAGCUGGACUCGCUGGGCUUGUGUUCUGUGUCCUGUUCGCUAGAAUUCAUCCCCAACACAAAGGUGCGGCUCGCUGACCCCGACCUGGAGCAGGCUGCCCUUCUCAUCCAGGCUCUUGGCAACCACGAAGAUGUGAUCCAGGUCUAUGACAACAUUGAGUAA